Myxocyprinus asiaticus (Chinese sucker) is the source of this 2250-nucleotide messenger RNA. Its product is annotated as calcipressin-1-like. Gene Ontology annotation, biological process: calcium-mediated signaling. The coding region runs from base 426 to 1022 and encodes 198 amino acids. Gene Ontology annotation, cellular component: cytoplasm; nucleus. The record is from RefSeq and is a predicted model, not a curated record. The transcript is spliced from 4 exons. NCBI's taxonomy places the organism in Eukaryota, Metazoa, Chordata, Actinopteri, Cypriniformes, Catostomidae. Gene Ontology annotation, molecular function: calcium-dependent protein serine/threonine phosphatase regulator activity; nucleic acid binding.
AAGGCUAUGGGUGAAUGAGCUGCAGACUUACGAAGCCUUUAAGACGUCUGAUCAGUGUUGUAGUAGCGCAGUCUCUUCCAGAAUAUUCUCUCUCAACCAAACAGUGUUACAUGACCACAAUACAAGGACACUUUACCUUUAUCAACAGUCGUUAGCAUUGCUCAGUUCAGCUUUGACACAUUUACUCUCUGAAAACAUUCAAGGCUCUCUGCUGGCACAGUCUUGCAUCAACUGCAGUCUUGGCCUCGACUGAGACUCUGAAAAGGACAGUCAGGAAGGGGAAUUCAUAGCAUUUGUUUCCUGAAGCAGGCUUCAUUCCUGUCCUCACGCUGGGGAAGGCAAAACGGACGCGUCUCAGUCCCUCCUGCCCUUUACAUUCUCUAACCUCUCAAGUCCUGCGGAGGAUCCGUCUACAGGCAUCAAUUAUGCAUCUGAAAACCAUGAAGUGCAAUCCUUUCUGCCUUAUCGCUUCCUUAGAGGAUCCAGAUAUGUUUAACAGUCCUGUGGAGAGGACCAGUUUCGAGGAGCUGUUCCAUGCAUUUGACAGCAACAUCACCUUCCAGUAUUUUAAGAGUUUCCGUCGGGCAAGGAUUAAUUUUACCGAUGCUAUGGCAGCUACGGAGGCAAGAGCAAAACUGCACAAAAGUGACUUUAAUGGCAGGGAGGUUCGACUCUAUUUUGCCCAGUCCGUGCACAUUGGCAGUCCACGCCUUGAACCUCCUAAACCAGAUAAGCAGUUCCUCCUCUCCCCUCCUCCAUCACCUCCUGUAGGUUGGGAGCAGUCCAAGGACGCCACACCUGUACUUAACUAUGACCUUCUGUGUGCCAUCGCCAAACUUGGGCCAGGUGAAAAGUAUGAACUCCAACCAGGUACCCCCACCACUCCCAGUGUGGUGGUUCACGUUUGUGGGAGUGACCAAGACAGCUCAGGAAAUGAGGAGGAUAUGGAGGGUGGCCAGCAUCCCCGUCCGAAAAUCAUCCAGACCCGUCGACCAGAAUACACUUCCUCAGUCAUGCAUUGAGCCUUUGGAACCACUCGUUGUGCCAUAAUCUUUAGUAUCACAGGGCCCUAUGGAGGAUCUGCCAUGGCAUGCUGUUGGUCCUCCAAACCACUAGAGGAUGCCUUAAGACAGAACCUAGCCCUGUGGAGAGAGACAUAAUGUCCACCACCCCACGGGGCAAAGGGUUUCAUUGCAUGUGUUCGCUGGUAGAGUGACUCAUUUAUCUGCAGUAAAAUGUCUGAGGGUUUUCAAGAGUGCUUUCAUUGGUAACUGUGGCCAAGGGGAACAUGAGUCUCCUAUUGUGUAGUUUUUUUGUAUCUUGGGAAGCAUGUUGUAUCCCAGUCAGUGCGUGUGUUGUUAAUAGGAUUUUGUAUUUCCUUUAGUUUUACUUGACACUUUCAGACUCUUAACUCUUAGUUUAAUUAACCUUCUUAUAUACUCAUGAGCACUCAAAAUUAUUGAACUGAGAAACUGAAUGAGAGUAAAUGUUGAGAGAAAAUCUUUUUGUCAUAAAAUUGUGGGUUUUGUAAUUUCCCCAUUCAUUCGACACUGUAAGGCUUGUUCCACCCUGUGCCUCAACAUGUUCCAAAAUUACAGAUCAUAAUUAAGUGAUACAGUAUGACGUACUUUGAUCUAGAUAUUUUAUUUGUCCAAUUAUCUGUUUUCUUUGUUUUUCUGGGGGAAGCUGAGUUAGGGUAAUGAGUGUUCAAUGUUGCAAUGAACUCUGUACCAGGAAAGCGGCAAUUUAUUUUGUAACAUGGAGCUUAAUAAUGUAUUUCUGAUGUCUUUUACGGUUUAUUAUGUCUGUAUAUAUGAUAUAUAUGCUGUUUUAUAUAUAUAUAUAUAUAUAUAUAUAUAUAUAUAUAUAUAUAUAUAUAUAUAUAUAUUUUUUUUUUUUUUUUUUUUUUUUAGCUGUUUUGAAAAUGACUUUACUUGGUAAUGGCUUGGGUGUUUACCCUGUUGUACAUAAAUCAUAAACAGCCAAAACCUGACAUUAAAAGUUUUUCCUCACCAAGUUGGACUGUGUCCUUUUCUGGCACCCUUUUCCCCAUUGGAACAGCUGUAUUUUAGUCUGUGACAUUGUGAGUGUUCUGACUUUUGCCCACAUGCCUCUUGAUCUUUAUGCAUUUAGCCGUUUAAAAAAGAUGACUCCAUCUUCAUUCUGCUUGCUGGUAUUGCAAUAAUGACGCAAGUUAAGGAUUUUUCAAGGUGAUGUCUGUUUUUUUUUUUUUUUUUUUUUUUUUGCCUU